AGGAUCUCGCACAGACGGGGAUCCUUCGGUGCUCAAUGGUGGUCGCGGAAAGUGUUCAGUCGAUUUUCGUCGGCCGAGCUGAAAACGUUGUUCUUCUAACUUACAUCCCUACGCUACUGUAGCAAACAACAACCAAUCAACAACAGAAAAAAAAGUUUAUCAAAAGGCAUCACUCGGAAACAAAACACGCCUGCUAAAUUUUCUCCGCCUGCUUCGUUCGCCUGUUUAUUUGUUUGUGUUUUCUUUUUGCGGAACGCGUGAAAAAAAGCAAAAAGUCAAGAGAAAAAAAAACAAAAUCAGCAAUUCAUCCUGUUUCCAACCUGUCUUCAAGUCGGUCCCCUUGACGGAUCGCGCUUUCCCGGGUUUUCGCAGUGCUCUAAGGUGCGGUCAGCCCGUGUGAGUGUGUGAGAAAGUGUUUUCGUUGGAAAGGUCCAUUAGAGACGAUGACAACAACAAACUAGUGAUGAUACCUACUUGGAUGGAAAACUUUACGGAGUGAGGGUGACGAUAAAAGAAAAACACAACACGACAGCGCGGUGUCGCCUGGGGACUCGAGGAGAGAAAACUACUGAAAAGCCCAGAGCCCCCAACUUUGACCGCAGCAACAUCCACAUUGAGACGAAGGAAAGUAAUCAAAAGUGUGAUCCCGGUGCAGCAAUUUUACUUCUUCUUUAUAUUUUUUUUUACUACACGUGGUUGCUUACUUGUGUUGCCUGUUGCCUCACCUUCGGUUAGUGGUGGGCGAAAAGAAGAUUUGAAGGUUGAGUCAAAAGGAGAGGAAAGAGUGCGGAAUUCACUGUGUGGAAGUGGAAGGAAGGAAGAAAAGGGAGUUAUAAUUAGUAACAGUUUGUGUUGGGAAGAGUGCGUCUGUUUACGGUAAUCCAAGUGUCCAAACUGUGGGAGAGUGUGAAUUUGCAGUGGCAAAGUAUCGUCAUCAUUGGCCAAAGAAAACACGAUUCUCGAUUAACGAGGAGGAGGGUGCAUCAAGGAGGAAGCGAAAGAGGAGGAGGAGUUUAGUAUAUCAACUGUUCCAGAAACCGUGUCAGGAGUCGUGGCGAGUCAAAAAAAAAAAUGCGACAUAAUUGAGUAAUUAAUAAGUGAGACUUAAUGAUCAAAUUUUUUUUUUUUUUGGUAAGUGAUUUAUCGGGACGAGUCGAUUUUGAGUGUUAAAGUGGCAGACAACUGAUGCAACGCGGUCGACGAUAGCCAAGAGAAACCGAAAUCGGAAACCGUUGAUUUCGGUGGUGGUUCGCAGAGCCCCUAACGGCGGUGGUGGCGGUGACGAUCACGAUCACGACAACGACGACGACGACUGCGACUACGAAGUCCAAGAUUUCGGGUGCCUUUCCGAUAAGGUUGCUGCUGCGGUAGUGCAAGCUUGAUUCUCGGUGCAGGCCACGAAUCCCAAAACCGGAUAGUUGAAUGAGUAACAGUGCAAUGGUUGCGGUGGCCAUCUGCUGUAUUUUGGUACUGCUGGCAGUUUUCAUCGUACUGAUAAUAGUUGUCGGGCAGUCGAUGGGCGAACCAAAGUGAGAUAAGCUCCAACUGGGGCCUGGUCACUUCGCCGAUGGAUAGCCACGGCCCCCCGGCUGUUAGAAUUCGGACAGAUUUUGUUCCACUAGUGUUAACGAAUGGCUGCGCCAGUGGCUUCCAGGGUGGUACCGUUGAACAACCCCGGUAUCAUAGUCACUAACAUAACGAUCGGCUAACGACAACGUAGAAGAGAUGCUCCCUAGUCACGAUAGUAGUCCUGCCAUCUGCGGAGAAAACCAUCAGGCGGUUGAACAUUGUACGAUUCCUCCACAGCCCUAUCCAGACCAUCUCCACGUCUUCACGAAACGCAAUCACACAUACUCGGAAAAAUUGUAAAUAUCGCGAUGGCUAUCCUCUAAAUGUUUCCUUCCCUUCGUAGCUACAACGCAUUAUGUAAAAGCCACGUACAAGUUAGCGCACUGGCCCCGGUGGCGACAAGCUUUUUGCAGCAGCACCAGCGUAGUUUCGAACCCAACUCUAACCAACUAUCCAACCAAUGAACCUGCUUCGCUUUCCCCAAACCUAAAAUCUUCCAAUCUCUCAACGACACACUGAAACAAACCAGACAAACAAAAACCUACUCACGUGACAAUGACACAGACGGUGACAACGACAAAACAUAGGAAAAUCUUCCCAGCAAACAUCAAAGCACCAAGCAGAACAAAUACAAACACUGGAAUAAAAUCUUUCUCAAUAAUUCUACACAGCCAGAAAGGGGGCUUCGAUUUAGAAUACAUCAACACACAAACACACAUACACACAGUAACACAAACAAAACAAAUGACCAUAGGGUUAGUGAACUUUAGGAAUCCACUUUGAUGCUUAUGCAAAUUCUAGAAGCUAAACAUAUCGCAAAAAAAGGCAAAAAAAACUAUGAUCGAUUUCUAAACAAACAAACAAAAAAUUCGCUGAAAAAACAGUUAAAAAGAAAUUACCAAAAAAAAAUAGCAAAAUGAUGAAAUUUCUUUCUCCGUUUAGCAAGGAAUUUGUAGCGAAGAAAAAUAAAAAUGCGAUGAAACGUCAACAUAUCGCAGCAAGCGGUGACCAAAAAAUGCAAACAAAACAAAUCACCAUUCAAGGUAUUCGGCGUUGAGCCAUUGAAGUCGCGACAGGUAGCCUUUCGAUUCCCGCUUCAAAUACGGAAGUUUUCUUAAAUCGAUUCAUUAAAAUUACGCACAGAGAAAAGUGAAAAAAUAGUAAAUUCCAUUUUAACUUGCAAAAAAAUCGAGAAAAUCCUAUCUCUUAAUUUUUUAUUUUGAUUUUUGAUUUUGAUCUCUUAAUUUUGAUUAAAAUUAUCAAAAUUUAUUCAGAAACGUGAAGUAAGAAAAAAAAUCCCUGAAAUUUCAAGCUUAAAUGGCACGCUUCCCAGUAUUGAAAACUAAAUACCCUGCAGAAAAAUCUGUUUCUUAUCGAAACGUCAACAAACGAUCCGAGUUUUUAACUGAUGAAAAUCUAGCUGAGUCUGUUUUCGCUUGCAUUUGAAUUUAUGAAAGCUAGUCAGUUCGUUAGCAAUAGCGUUUGAGAUGAAUUUCAUUUUGCAAAAUGUUUUUGGAAAAAAUUCAAUACAAAAAUGUUUUGGAUGUGGUUAAAAUUAUCACCAUUUUUUUCAGAAACGUGAAGUAAUAAAAAAAAUCCCUGAAAUUCCAAGUCUAAACCUGGACUGGACAGUUGAGUCAGCAUGAAAAAAUCAGCAUCGCAGAAGCGAUUUCUAACGAUUCCUUAGUUAAUAAGUAUAAAAUUUUUUUUCUCAAAAUAGAGCAACUCAAUGGCAUUCCAUUAUUGAACAUUGAAUAUCCUGAAGAAGAAUCAGUUUUCUAUAGAAACGUCAAUAAGCGAUCCGAGUUUUUAACUGAUGAAAAUCUAGCUGAGACUGUUUUCGCUUGCAUUUUUGAAUUUGUAAACACUAGUCAGCUAGUCAGGCACGCCUCCCAUUAUUGUAAACUGAAUACCCUGAAGAAGAAUAAAUACCUCCUAGAAACGUCGGCAAGCGAUCCAAGUUUUAAACUGAAAAAAAGAAGUUCUGAAUGAUGAAGUUGGUUUCCGUUUGUUUUGAAUUGAUAAAAAUCAGUCAGUUCGUUAGCACUUGUGUUAGAGGUACAAUUUUGCAAAAUGUUUUUGAAAAAAAAAUCAUAUUAAAAUAUUUAUGAUGUAAUCAAAAUUUUACCAGUUUUCAAAGAAACGUGAAGUUAGAAAAAAAAUCUCUGAAAUUUCAAGCUUUAACCUGCAUGAAAAAUUAGCAUCGGAAAAGCGAUUUCUAACGAUUCAUUAGCUAAGAAGAAUAAAAUCUUUUUUACGCUAUAAAUAGAUUGACCCACUGGCAUCAUUGAACAUUGAAUACCCUGAAGAAGAAAAAGUUACUCCUAAAAACGUCGACAAGCGAUUCGAAUUUUAAACAGAAAAAAUAAAUUCUAAGUCAUAAAGUUGUUUUUCCUUUGCUUUUGAAUUUAAAAAAAAAUAGUCAGUUCGUUUGCGUUAUUUGCGCUUGAGAUGAAAUGAAUGUUGCAAAAUAUUUUGGAUAAAAUUUCCAUAUUAAAAGGUUUAGAAUAUGGUUAAAAUUAUCACAUUUUUUAAAAAACCAGAAAAUAAUGAAACUUCCAUGCAAUUUCAAGUCAAAGCCUGAUCUGAAAAGUUGAGUCAGCAUGAAACAAUCAGCAUCGCAAAAAGAUUAUAACGAGCUAAGAAGAAUUUUCGCAUUAUAAUGUUAAGUAUGUGUCGUCUGAAAAGUUGAAAGAGAAAAAUGGUCAUCGCGUAAAGAUUUUUAACGAUUUCUUGGAAAAGAAGAAGAAAUUCUGCUUUUUGCACAAAAUGGGGUGGUUCCAAAAGGCACGCCUCCCAUUAUUGAAAACUGAAUACCCCGAAGAAGAAUCAGUUUCUCCUAGAAACGUCAACAAGCGAUCUGAAUUUUAAACUGAAACAAAGCACUAACUCAUAAAGUUGGCUUUCGUUUGCCUUUAACUUUGUAAAAAUUAGUCAUGGGCCUGCCAUUUCAAGUGGCUCAAACGACACGCUCCCCAUUAAUGAAAAUUUAAUACCUAGAAAAAGAAACUAUUUUUUCUAUAAACGUGAACAAGCGACUCGAAUUUUAAACUGAAAAAAUGACACUAAGUCAUAAAGUUGGCUUUCGUUUGCAUUUAACUUUGUAAAAACUAGUCAUGGGCCUGCCAUUUCAAGUGGCUCAAACGACACGCUCCCCAUUAAUGAAAAUUUAAUACCUAGAAAAAGAAACUUUUUUUUCUAUAAACGUGAACAAGCGACUCGAAUUUUAAACUGAAACAAUGAUACUAAGUCAUAAAGUUGGCUUUCGUUUGCAUUUAACUUUGUAAAAAGCUAUUCAAUACGUGAUGAAAAACUUAACAAAAAUCUACAAAGGUAAAAAGUCGCCUGCAAUUUCAAGCAAAGCUAAACUGAUGAAUUGGGUCAAUAUUGGAAAUCGCAAUAUUUUCCUUCCGGAAUACAGUGAUACUCAGAAUGAAGAAUACAAGUAUGAAAAGUACAAUUGAAAAAAAGAAUUUAAAUUACGUUUUGCGAAAUAUUUUGGAAAAAAUGUGAUGUGAUUGAAAUUAUCACAAUUUUUCAAAAACGUCAGAUAAGAAAAAACGUCCAUGAAAUUUCAAGUUAAACCGUCUGGAAGUUGCGUUAGUAUGGAAAAAAUCAGCAUCGCAAAAUUAUUACUUCUAUUCUUUUGUUCAAAAAGGAGUGGCUCAAAUGACACACUCCCCAUUAUUAAAAACUGAAAACCGUGAAAAAGAAACAGUUUCUAUUAGAAACGUGAACAAACGAUCCGAAUUUUAAACUGAAAAAAGAAGUACUGAGUCAUCAAAUUAGAUUUCGUUUGCAUUUGAAUUUGUAAACACUAUUCAGUUGGUUAACAUUUGCGUCUGAGGUGAAUUGUAUUAUUAUGUUAAAUAUUUUGAGAAAAAUUUUCGUAUUAAAAUUUUAAGUACGUGUCGUCUGAAAAGUUGCGACAGUGUGGAAAAAUCUGCAUCACAAGAAGAUUUCUAACGAAUCCUUAGCUAAGUAGAAGGAAAUUUGUUUUUAUUUCUGCUCAAAAAAGAGUGACUCAAAUGGCACGCUUCCCAUCAUUGAAAAGUGAAUACCCUGAAGAAGAAUCAGUUUAUCUUGGAAACGUCAACAAUCGAUUCGAAUUUUUAAUUAAAAAAAAAACACUGAGUCUUGAAUCUGGCUUAUGUUUGCAUUUUAAUCUGUUCAAGACAUGAUUAAACAUAUCCGAGUUUUUUUUCAAAUAUGGUGACAACACGAAAAAUAUGCCCGACAAUUUCGAGCAAAAUUAAACUGAUAAAUUGAUAAUUGCUAAUUUUUUUCCAAAGUCUCGAAGUCGCUAUUUUUCAUAAAAAUAUUCUGAAUGAAACAAGAUCUCGCCGAUUUUUCAUUUCACAAAAGUUGACUUAAAAAAAAUCGGUUUCGUAAAUAUUUUAAUCUUUGUAAGUCUAAAAGUCGAUAUUUUUCAAAUUUAAGAAAUGUGACUUCAAAACAUUUUUUACGAUUUCGGAAAUUUGAUGUCAUCAGGGAGCUUUUUCGUUUUCAAAAUUCAAAAUUUUUAAACAUUGUCCGCUGGGCGGCAGCCUUUACUGAUGUACGAGUUUGCACAAAUUUUUCAAAGGGUUUUUUUAUGGUGUCAUUUUUAUUGGUAUUCUAAUGACCACUAUUUUCGGUGCUUUCUUAAUCGGAAACCGAGAACCAGUGUAGCCAUAAUCGGUUUGUUUCGUCAUAUACUGACAAUGACUAUCGAUUGAGCUCAGUUUCGAAUUUUAAACGUUUUUUUGGUUUUCAGUUUUUAGUGAUGGAAUACAAUUUUUAACACUCUUCACCUGGUACAAAAAAAAACAGCUAAACAGAUGUAAAUUUAAUUCAAUUUUCAAAACACUGUUUUACAAUCGAUUUCCUGUGCUUUUUGAUUUUCAGUUUGCUUACUCUAGAAGUAUUGUUCAUUGUUCUCAUAUAAAACUAUUGUUUUUAUGGUAUUUACUUGUAUUUUUUAUGUUGUUUGAUAAAUUUGAGAGAUUUGUUCUUCGAAUUUUGUUCAGACGACAAUUUUCGAACCUGAACAACAAACGGCUGAUUGUUUAGAAGUUCAACUAAACCACUGUUUUGUGUCCACAAAGAUAACACAACCGGGUGUUUAUAUUUUCCAUGCCGUUCGUCUUCGAUUAAUUGGGGCCAAGCAGGUCUCAUUGCACUGUUUAGUAGUUCAACUGAAACCGCUUUAUAAAAUCGUUUUUGCGUUAAACUUUAUCAAAGCCCACGGACUAGUCGACGGAGAAAUCGAUGAGAAAAUCGAGCCGCUAAUUCUUGUCGUAGCAAUCGUAGGUUUUAGCGACCGAAUAGGCUGCCAUGUGGCUUCAGUGACUUCAAUGACUCAAAACCCGAUUCGCAGCCGCAUCACCACGGAAAGAAACUUUCAUCAUGGCAAGAGUACGGCAAUUUUGCCACACUAUUCAGUAUUAUCCGGUAGACCAGUAGAUUGAGUUUUUGGUGUUGCGGUGUUUUUUUUCUGUUUCUUCCAUAAAUGUAAUAGUAAAUAAUAAACAUACCAAAAGAGAAUAUACACGUUUUACGCGGCAGGUCUUUUGUUCUGCUGCUGCGAAUAGCUCAGUCAGCACAGUACCUAAUGGGUAGUGUUGUUUGUUGUCCUUACCUUACCGCGCGCGCUCGUGCAAAAUGCAAAACAAAAAAAAAACGAACAAAAAAAUAAAACACACAGUAGGCCGGGUGAAUGAUAACUACUCAUUUUCCACGGCGAUAGGUUAGGUAGUUUGUGUCGAAUUAGCGCAGUUACCAAAGUGUUGUUUUAGAUCGGUGUGUGUGGUAUUAUUUUGCUAGAGAACGGAUCAGAGGCGAGGUGCCAAAAUGAACUAAAAUAAAAAAUAAAAAAAAAGAAGAUGAAACAUAAUUUUUUCAGGUGAAAAAAGUGAACGAACAAGGAAACAGAUUAGGACGUAUUUUUUAUGCGGGCGAAUGGUUAAGGUACACUGAUAGUAGUUGUUAGUCCGGUCGGAUCCGGGCCGGGAUGGUGUGCCGGUCUUUGGUCAAAUUCCGCAAUUUUCAACCGAGCUCAGAAGUCGAAAUCGUUUCGCACCAAAUGAAGACGGGGAUCAGGUUCAGUAUCAGGACGAUGAUGAUGAUGAUGAUGAUGCUGACCUACAAGUGAAGUGACGGCAACAACAGAAGCCCACGCUUCCAGUAAGUGCGAGCAAGCGAGACAGACUGAACAGUAGAAGGCACAUUCAUUAUCCAUCCGUUGGGGUUGUGAUGAGCAUAAGCAGCUAUAAACGGGGAUUUAUUGGGUGAUGGUGAGUGGAUCAUGAAUUAUGGUGGGGGAGGGUGUGGAAAGCUUAAUUAAAAAUGAUACUUUCCAACCUGUCUGCCCACGUACGGAAGUGCUAGAGGAAUUGAGGGAGAUAUAAAUCGAACAGCGUUGGCUACGACCCCCAACAAGCUUUCGGUCCGGUAAAAACCUGAUUAUGGUUGAUUGCCUACUUUCGGGAGAACCUUUAUGGCUAAUUGCAUACGCACAGGCGAGUGUGUGUUCAAAUAACUUUUUUUUUCAUCCCAAUCCAGAACGACCUGCUGAUACGGAUUUCGGAGGUGAGUUGGUGUAUCUUCGUUGGUGAUAAGGCAAACGGAAAGUCUAUACCGACAUCGUCGGUAAAUUAAGUUAUUAAAUCGAAGUAAUAAUAAUGAUAAUUACCGCACUCGACGAAGGUAAGGUGAUACUGAAAAAUAUCCGGGGAAAAUGCUAUUACGUACCAGGAUAAUGAUCUGAACGGGACGACGAAGACGGAGAUCUGAUUAGCGAGAGGGCGUGUCAAGUGGCACGGCCCAAGGUCGUGGUUGUCAGGUAGUAAAACCCGGAAAGGGUGGCUUUUUUCGACAUCGGGAUCGAAUUUGCAGUAAUUUAGUGCAAGGUUUCAGCACAAGGUCACUCCCUGCAUCAUAAUUAGUGCAGUGAAUUCACUCGGAAAUCAAGCCUAAUAAAGCGUGGGAGAUGAGUUUUUGGCAAGAAUACUUUGAACUUUUAAACAUUCUCAAACUGUACAAUAUUGGCCUCUCUCACUUUAUUUCUCUCGUAGACAACCAGUGAAUCAACCCACACACGUAGUCAUUGAUUAACGAUUCAAUCCAACGACAUUCGGAUGGGAUUUCGCCUGGAACUAGGUCAACAACUCCAGUCGCUGCUCCGGGAUGUAAAAUUAGAUCAAAGUAGAACGCGGGCUUUCUGAUCCUUUGCCUAACUCCGGCACUUUGACAUGUGUAGAAGCACGAAGAACACGGCUUGUAAACAUCUACCGAAUCUUCGACCGUCUUUCCGUGAUAACCGGAUUUUCAUGUCGUCAAACUUUUCGUCAGUGUGAACCAUUUUACCGCACUGAUACACUGCUUCUCUAUCCGUCUUGUUUUUUUUGAGGGAGGGUUCAAUGUUAAACUGCUGACUACUGUUUGUCAGAACAAACCCGGUCCCGCCGGAUCGCCUAGAAAUGAAUUACAUUCUUCUUUACUGUGUAGGAAAACUCUUCCUUCCUGCUCCCUCAAUGAUGUAGAUCCCGCUCCUGAAGAAACGGGGGAAGGUCAACUGCCAGUCAUACACUGAUAGACUCGAUGGCCCUGGCAGCAGCAAAGCACUGUGUUCACCAGUUUGUCACUAAAUAGAGGGAAAAAGCACUCUCUAAAAUCAAAUCUUCUCGUAAUCCGGACGACGGUGCGGCGGCAUACUCCCCCAAAAAGGAGGAGGGAAUAAAUUCCCGUCAUGUAAGCGGCUUUUCUCUGUUCUGCUCCCCUAAACGAAAAAGCGCAGUCUAUUCAUCGUCAGUCCACUGUCGACCUCGUUCCAGCGGGUGCAUUCGGUUGCAACUGGUGCCAUCCAUUCAUUCCGCACGUCACGUCACGUCACGUGACAACGCAAAGUUUAGUGCAAAUCUAGUUGGCCUUGUUUCGAUUAGCUUAUGUGCGUCCGACAGCCACUGCAGUGCUGGCAGCUGGGCAGCAAAUUGACGGAGCUUGGUUGAGUUCAAUCGAUUUUUGUAGAUUUGAUUGAAUAAAAAUCCAAUGUUCAACGUAAAACAAAAUUGAUUAGAUGUUAAUGAGUGACUCUUCACCUAGAGAUCCGAUUCGCAUAUAAAUAUUGGGGUGAUACGAAACAAGAUUCAUGUCUAAUUUCGCUAGUACUCAAAUGAGUAAGGACCUAAAAAAAAUUCAAUCUCUAUGCAAAAUGUGAGCUGAAUCGGACAUGGUUAAGUGAUGCCACCCGGUUUUUUAGGUGCUUAAUCAUUUGGCUUAAUCAUACCACUUUACGAAAUUCAAGCUGACCAUAGUGAACAGUUUAUAAGGAUCGAUUUUUUGGGCCCAAAAAAGAACAGUUUGCGUGUAUUUAUAGUCAGGGCUCGGCAGCCUGCGACUCUUUAAAUGUGAGUCUGCGGCUCUUUAGUUUUACACUGAGGUCUCUUUUUACGCGGGGGAUACGUACCGCGUAUAAAACCGCCCGAAAAAAACCGCAUAAUUUCGGAAAUCCGCGAAAACGCGUAAAAAAAACCGCGAAUUUCGGAAAUCCGUUCAAAAAACCGCGUAGGAAAUUCGCGUAGAAGAAAAGCGCAAAAUUGAAAAAAAACUGGUGAUGCCAAAUGUCUAGAAAUACAUGAAAUGUCCAGAUCUGGUAGAAUCUCAAAAAGCAAAUUUUUUUUUGAAAAAAUUCGACUUUGGAACUGAGAUUUCCGAAAUCGAAUUUUUUUUGACACCAAAUGUCUUAGAAAUGCAUGAAAAGUUGAGAUUUGGUGUAUCAAAAAAAAAACUUUUUACAAAUCGAAAUUUAAAUUAAUUUUUAAAAUCGAAAAUUAAGAGAAAUUUUACAGAAUUCGGGAAUUUUUUUCACAGAAUUUCAAACAGUUCGUUCUUCAGUACAAUAAUUGCAUUGAUCACAAAGCGUUCGGUAAUCAAUAUUUCGUCGAUCUGACGAGAGCUACCGAACAGGUCUGUAAACACGGGUCAUUCAACUGAAAGCCAUUUUAUCGAAAGUCGUUUCGCCGAAUGCCAUUCUGCCAAAAGAGUAGUUUCGAACACACCACAUUAUUCAUUCGAAACUACAAAUUCCGGCUAUUCAUCCAAAAUGAUCCAGUCACAUAACUGAAGCCAAGAUGGCGACUGAGUUGACCGCCGAUCCGUCUCAAGAGACGACGGUCUCUCGCAAAGAAAUCUGUAAUUGCCUCAGCGGUAGUACACGAAUAAAAACGUUGUGGCUAAACCGCAUUAGAUAUUUUCCUGUCGUCCCAAGUUAACGAAAAAUACCGUAAACAUUCGCCUGGUAGACACACAAAGCAAACACUAAUAAAGUCAAGUUUUCUUGGGAAUAUCCUUCUGAUGAUCAUGAAUCAGUCAGCCAAAUUUAAUCAAGAGAGCAGUCUUUCUGGAUGAAACGCGGUGAAAUUAAUUUAUUUGUUAUUUAUAUAUACUACAUGGAAUGUAAAGUCCCGGGCAUCUCACAGAAAAGACGUGAAAAGUUUCGAACAGUGUACAUUUUUGUUUGAGAACAAACCACUAGAUGGCCCAAUACCAAAUUUCAUGACAAUCUAUCCACUAUUAUUUGAAUAACAUCUGCUCGUGUCACGCGAGUUUUCAUCAAGCGGAUUGAUCUACCAUCCCCCAUAUUCUCCGGACCUGGCUCCCAGCGACUAUUAUUUAUUUCCAAACCUGCAAAAGGGACGAAAUUUCUCCAGGGAAAGAAAUUUUCGUCGAAUCCUGAGAUCAUUGCAGAAACAGAAGCCUGUUUUGACAAAUCUUUUUUUUUUCAAAAAACAUCAAAAUGUUGGGUUAAGUGUAUCGCUCUAAAUGGAGGUUAUACUGAAGAAUAACUUUCAUUCUUUCAUUCUAUUUAGUAUAUGAAUAUGAGAUAUUUCAGAGCUACGAUUGUAAAUCAACAAAACGGGCGUAAACACUGUCAUCUUCCAUUUGCCUCUACUUUAAAUCAGUUCCAGUGCGGUAAUAAGAUAAUUGUACGAUUCAGUGUAGUUACCAUUUCGGCGAAAUGGCCUUUUCGGCUAAAUGGCCCUUUCGGCGAAAUAGUCCUUUCGGCGAAAUGACUUUUGGGCGAAACGGCUUUCAGCGAAAUUACCCUGACCCAAUUUCAUGCUCAUUCUUAUUAUAUAUUUGAUCGAAAAUUGCAAUAACACAAAACCGAUUUUCUUCGUCAAUACAAUCUCCUUCAAGAGCGCAAUAGAACUAUUGCAACGUUUUUCUAACUGCUCGAAGCCGUGCUUGUAAACAGUGAUGGCAUUUCACUAAAGUGAUACACCAGCGUGUAAGUUUCAUGCCUACACUGAAGAUGCAACCAACGAGCAUCGCACAAAAAGGAAAAUUCACUUCUCUCCAGUGUUGAAUAGACAGACUUUGAGUGUGCGCUUGGGUUCAAAGAAGCUGGUGCGAGUGAACCACAUUCUCCUUACAUGAAUCGCUUUCACGUGCUCUCGUCUAAAUACACCCAAGUGUUUAGUGGCGCGUGCACUGAUGAGCGAACACUUAUAGAGAGUAGAGCUGGCCUUGCUAUGAAAAUCUUUAUCACAGGAUAGAAAAAUGAAAAUCCAACGAUAAAUUGUAUUUAGCUGAAUAUGCGUGCCUCACGCUUCUUUUUUUGUAUCGUUUAUUUUUUCCCGGCUUUAACCAAGUUGCGGUCGUUCGCCAGCCUUAUGCGAACCAUACAGCAGAGUGCACUUCGGCGAACGAAUCUGCGUUCACCUUAGAUAAUUUGAGAACUCUGCUCUAGCAUUUUGGUAUGAUCCGGUGCUAGAGGUGAAAGAAAACAAACAUGCGCUCUCAUGAUGUGUGUACACUCCAUAGAAUUAUGGUGCAUGUGUGUAAAAGCUCUCGUUGAUGUUGUCAGUGCGAUGGGAGAAAUUACACUUGCUCUUCGUCACACAGAGGAGAUGGACAUCUCUGCUUGUAGAAGAGUUUGUUUUUUUGCCCUAAAUUAGGUUUCAAGUUCUUGUUGAAAUAGUGGUUUUUCUUUGACAAAUGUGCUCGUUUCUUCUUAAUUUUGGCAUUCAAAUGAUCUAUCAAUCAUAGUCGAUGAAGAUUGCGUAUUCUAAAAUACUGAAGCCAUAGCUUCUUCAGCUAAAACUGUUGUGCUUUUGGACGAUGGAACCAUAUUUCAUUCAUUGUUACAUAUCGACACAAAAAAUCUGAUUCAUUACAUGUAAGCAUAGCCGUUGUUGUUUUUGAUGGACUGUUAUUGAACCCACUUCGGAAAGAGCUUUUCCAUGGUUAAAUGUUUAUGCGUAAUUGUAAAAAUAUUGCCUCCUGAUGUUUUUAUGGUCGAUUAAAUUUAACCAAUUUGUGGAUUUUUUUUUUUGUUUUCUGGAGUUCACCACGUUCACCAUCAUCAGUGCCUGUACGACCACGUUUAUAUUCAACAAACCAAUAACAAAUGGUUCUUUUCGAUGUAGAAGAGAUAGGAUAAACUAACAAAGGAAAUUGUUUUGAAUCUAUUGUUUUAGAAAUAACAAAACUAGCUUCACUUCAAUGGCUGUCACUUUUUUCUGACUAAUCUCAUUGUCAUGAAAUUUUACACACAUUUUCGGUGUGUCAAUCACACGACUUACUGAGUGAUGUGUUAAUUUUCCGAAUCGAUCGAUUCUUCUAAUACGGUUAGGCAAGUCUUCCAGUUUUUCAGUACUACCUGGCAACACUGUCUUCUCGGUGGCAUUUAUCUGAACCGAUUAUUUCUUUCUUUUUUUUUAUCAGACACAAUUGGCAACAAUUGCGAUGCGAUGACAGCCUUCAAAACCGAACGAACGAGUUCGAAGGAAGCAGAACACGAAAUAAGAAGAAAAAACGUGUAUGGAACAUGAAUUCCAUUGUCAAAACCGGCGCACUUCUGUUGGCUGAAGAUGAUUCGCUUUUAUUUUCUUACCGGAUUUUUUUCCCGCCUACUAUUCCCUCGCAACCAGCCGUUAGGUAGCUGUAGUAGUGUCUAGUGCUUUGCCUUUGUCAAAUUUCAAAGGAAACAGCUAUUCUAUGCACUUUUCUUCGCUCCGGUACGGUUUGGUUGGUUGGUUGUGGGCGGGUAUCUAUUCCCACUUGGUGGACCAUUGUGUGUGCUCACAGGCAUGAUGAUGAUGUAUCCCAUCACGGCACAUCGCUACAGCGUCAAGUCAGAUAAGCCGAACAAGGUCAAGGUAACUCGAUCAAAAUGAGGCAUGUCUGUUGUAUCCGUGGCAUUCAGAAUGACAUAGUCUUCAUCCGAAGGUUUUUGAUAAAUCUGCACUUUUAUGCAGUGUAUUGUUUAUUUUGUGUUCCUUUUUUCCAUGGAAACAUCUACAAUGGAGUGCAAAGUAGACGAGCUUUCGGGGUAAAUAUGUGAAACCUGCAAUCAUACCACUCAUUUCGGCAGUGUCGAUAAAGAAGAUCAAGCAAAAUGCAAUAUUAUUCCGCCCAUUUUAUUCAGCACCAAACAAAUAAAUCGAACCGCCUCUGUCACCAUAGAUCAUUCCGAGUUUGCUUCUUCCUCUCGUCUUGCAGUUUUUUUUUGUCACUGUCGUUGUUUGCUCUGGCUUCCCGGAACUCUGUUUUGAUGAACAAUAGCAUUUGGCCUGAUUUUUUCUUCUCUCUCCUGUGCACCUCUAUUUUACUUUAUCUCGCGUACGUCACGCUGCCGUGACGAACGAGAUUAUAUUUUUUUACCUUUUUUUUGUUACAGUUGCCUGAAAGCCUUCGAAAUGGUUGCCGGAAACGCGCUUUUUCCCUCCAGCGAGCUGCCAAAGUAGUUUGGCCUAGUUUGAGGCGUCCGACGCUUUGUCUGGUUGGUGGCCGGCCGCGCCCGGCAUCAUCAACUGCGUUGACUGGUUGAUGUCACUGUUUUUUUUCCUUUUAACUUUUUUUUUGAUUUCAUUUCUCAUGCUAGAUGAAAGCAAAAUCAUCACUGAAUGUGGUUUUCUGCACUUAGCCGAGGUUGCGUGGGUUACGACUGUGUGCAUCGGUUUUAUUGUUAUGCCGCGUACAUCAAGGAAUAUAGGGGUGUUCUAAAGUCUACGAGAAUGUGAAACUUUACACAUUUCCCGCUCUGAAAUAGUCGUUUAUCUACCAUCGUCCAAUCACUGGAUCUAGGUAGCCUUGAAAUUCAUCCAUUUGGGUAACGCUCGCUUUGCUCAUCCGCUUUCGGUCGGUGCCUCGCUUGCUAAGGUGCUAUUUUAAACAGAUCAAAGCACUCCUGCGGUCACAGACGGCAGCCGUGGCAGCGUGGAUUCGUCGGAUUAUAUAAACUACAAAAUGGCGGCGGCAGACGGAAAAGUAGAAAACCUACGGGACGAAACAAAGAGAACAAAUAUGGGGGGAUUGGGGGAAUACAAACUUUUACCAGUACACUCUAGAAGGAGAACAAAUGGUGGCAGGUCACUAAAGAGAUGCAAUGAUAGUUAACGUUUUGAGAUUAUAUACAUUGUUUUCCGUAUACAACACACUCGCACACACACAUACCCAGCUAGAGAGAAAAAGAAUAAAAAAACUACCGACCCCAGAAUGAUGAAGGAUACAAAGAAAAAAAUAGCCACAUACUAACAACCACAAACACAAAGAAAAUACAAUAAAUAUACUGUUGAAAAUAUUUACAUGUUUACAGAGAGAAUUUAAGCAAAUCAAACCCAAAUGUGUUGUUAGUUAUUGAAUGCGGAAGCUUAAUGUUUACUGAUAUUUUAACAAUGUAAAAAUGUAAAUCAAAACAAAGCUAAGUUUCGGUCCGGUCCGGAAGGAAACCCGAGAAAAAAAAAACAAAAAUUAGAACAUAUAUAUAUAUUAAACAAAAAUGACUGAAAAAAUGAAACAGAAAACCUUAGCUGAAA
This is a messenger RNA of Malaya genurostris, 15371 nucleotides long. RefSeq lists its product as uncharacterized. The record is from RefSeq and is a predicted model, not a curated record. NCBI's taxonomy places the organism in Eukaryota, Metazoa, Arthropoda, Insecta, Diptera, Culicidae. The transcript is spliced from 2 exons. Bases 1423 to 1533 code for a protein of 36 amino acids.